CCUCCGGGAUAGCAGUGCGGAAGCGGAAGAGGCUGCAGGGCCGGGGAGCCUGUCCGGAGGCCGUCUGGGUCCUGGGGUCCGGGCCGCCCGCCGCGAUGCCGAGCCCCCGGAGGAACGUGGAGGUUCGCGCCCUGGGCGCCUCUGCCUCGAGCAGCAGCAGCAGCAGCCCCAGCAGCCCGGCCCACGGCGGCGGCAGGUUCGAGUUCCAGUCCCUGCUCGGCAGCCGCGCGGCGGGCGCGGACCCCACCUGCGCCCGGCUCCGCGUGUCCGAGAGCCCGGUGCACCGGCGCGGCUCCUUCCCGCUGGCGGGGGCCGUCCCCUCGCAGGCGCCCCCGCCCCCGCUGCCCGAGGAGGACCGCAUCGACCUGAACCCGUCCUUCCUGGGCAUCGCCCUGCGCUCCCUGCUGGCCAUCGACCUGUGGCUGUCCAAGAAGCUGGGGGUGUGCGCGGGGGAGAGCUCGUCCUGGGGCAGCGUGCGGCCCCUUAUGAAGCUGCUGGAGAUCUCGGGACACGGCAUCCCCUGGCUGCUGGGCACCCUCUACUGCCUGUCCAGGAGCGACAGCUGGGCCGGGCGCGAGGUGCUGAUGAACCUGCUCUUUGCUCUGCUUUUGGACCUGCUGCUGGUGGCCCUGCUCAAGGGGCUGGUCCGCAGGCGUCGCCCAGCCCACAACCAGAUGGACAUGUUUGUCACCCUCUCGGUGGACAAGUACUCCUUUCCCUCGGGACAUGCCACCAGGGCCGCCCUGGUGUCGCGGUUCAUCUUGAACCACCUGGUGUUGGCCAUUCCACUGAGGGUGCUGGUGGUAUUGUGGGCCUUCAUCUUGGGCCUCUCCAGGGUCAUGCUGGGGCGACACAAUGUCACCGACGUGGCUUUUGGCUUUUUUCUGGGCUACAUGCAGUAUAGCAUCGUGGACUACUGCUGGCUGUCACCGCACAAUGCUCCAGUCCUCUUUGUACUGUGGAACCAACAAUGACACCGUCUUAUUCAUUAUGGCACCAGGAGAUCUAGAUGUUUCCACAUGCGAUCAUGCUGACAUAAACCAGCAGCCAUACCGCUUGUCCCUCUUAGGACAUUUCAGGCUUCCUUUGGAAUUUUAGGUGCCCCUCUUGAUGGGUUGCUAGGCUGAAGCCACAUGCUGGCCAUUACUGAUCAGGGCCAUAUUACAGAAAGAAAGAAAAAUCCCACUGUUAUACAUUCAACAACUGUUUGUAUCUCCAGGACAACUGCAAAGAAAUCAAGCUGGGGUGAUUGUAAUGUUGCUGUUUUUUCAAAAUUGACAUCAGAAAAAUUGUAUUUUGUAGUGAUCCUAUACGUCAGUAUAUCACUUGUGAACUGAACUUUGGGGGGGAAAAAAAGGAUCUUCAUUCUGUAAAUAUACAGGCAGAUAAGCUGCAUACUAAUCAUAGUUCUUAGUUAUUUAAGAGUCUAAGACAUAGCUUUUUCUAGUUUAUUCUCUGAAGAUCUGUUAUCACAGCUGGGGAGAUUUCCUCUUAAUCUUGAUUUUCUUGGUAAGCAUUUUUAGUUUAUUGUCUCUUCCAUCUUUGUGGACUUGGUAGUGAGAAGAGAGAUUAUAGUACAUAACUUUCUUUUACCUCUUCAAAAGGUCUUUAAAUUUAUAUUUAGUUCCCACUAUUCUCUAAUAUUAUCUUUUAGCAUUCAGAGAACAAGCCAAGAACUUACUUGAAGAAGAUACACUGAAAGAUGGACAUACCUAUAGUCUCUAGAAAAAAAGGGAGGAUAGAACAAUGGCCUUACGCAGAAAAGAUAAGCUACUGAGGAGGUCAGAGAAACUGAGAGUUUGGGGGUAGCUAACCACAUACUACUAAUAUGUCAAUGGACCAGUAUGAUAGGAUAUGGGGCCCUGCUACCUGUCAUCUCUACUGAAUUAAAAACAAAAAAAAUGCCCUCCACUGAGUUAAUAAAAUGGGAAAAUAAUGUGA
Molecule: messenger RNA, 1941 nt
Organism: Myotis myotis
Lineage: Eukaryota; Metazoa; Chordata; Mammalia; Chiroptera; Vespertilionidae
Gene: PLPP6
Product: phospholipid phosphatase 6
Exons: 1
Coding region: 96-974 (292 amino acids)
Molecular function (GO): sphingosine-1-phosphate phosphatase activity
Source: RefSeq, a predicted model, not a curated record